GACACCAUGGUAUACAAAAAAAUGGGAACUCUUGUGGAAGUGUUUUCGCCAGAUUCUCUAAAAGGGAGAGGUUUGAGAGCAGUAUCAACAAUUCAAGCCGGUACAUGUGUUCUAGAAGAUGAGCCUUACGUGUACAUUUUGAAUGAAGAACAAUUGCAGCUCAGAUGUGGCCAUUGUUUACGUGCAUUAUCUCUUGGAAAUACCAGUGAGGUUGAGUCAAAGAACUGUAAAUCCUGCAAGAGAGUGGUUUAUUGCAACAAAGCAUGCAAGGUUGCAGGUCGUAAAGAGCAUCGCUAUGAAUGUAAACUGUUACAGGGUAAGGAAAAGGAUGACGUCACUCUCCGACUCCUGACGAAGAUGAUCCUGAAAAGCAAGAAUUAUGAGUUAAAGAAAUCCAACGGGACUCUUUGUGAGUUUCCUUCUUCAUACAGGGAUCUUUGUUCAUUCCAGCUUUCCACUAAGGCUCAGGAGCACCUCCUGAGUUUGUUCCGCUGUUACGAGAAGGGCUGGAGGAGUAAGCUCCGGAGCCAUCUCUCUCCCUUCAGAAGCCAAGAGGUUCUAGACACGUAUCAGAAGCUCACUAUCAAUUCAUUCUCCAUGUAUGACGAGAUGACAAGGACUAUCGUUGGCGAGGCCCUUUAUAUUAGAGCAUCAAUGUUCAACCAUAGCUGUGAGCCUAAUUGCACCUUUGUGUUUGAGGGCAGCAGACUGAGCGUUAGAGCCAUCAAAAGGAUAGAGAUUGGAGAGGAGUGUUGUAUCAGCUACAUGAGCAGCCUUUUACCCUCUCCUCUAAGACGAGAGAAACUCAGAUCGAUCUAUGGCUUCACCUGCCAGUGCCCUCGAUGUUUGGAUUCUGCAAGGGACAAUCUUAUGCUGUGUGUCAAAUGUCCAAAUGAAAGCUGCCUUGAUCCUGUUCUUCCUGUUCAAGAUGGAUUCUUCCAGAUAUGCACUACCUGCCAUACUGAAAUAACUUCCUUGGAACAUUCCACUGCUGUGAGCAGGGUAGAAGCCUUUUCUGAGGAGGUGCUAGAGGAAGUUAAAAAGAACCACCGGGACACAGUGGAGGCCAACUCAGAAAAUGACAAUCGACUAGCAGUCAUCUUAAAGCAGUGCCUCAGGGAGCAGUCCACACUGCUCCACCCGACCCAUCACUGUGUGAUGAGGAUCCGUCUGGAGGCCAUGGGAACGUUCUCCUGCUAUGGUCAUUGGAAGGAGGCACUGGAGGCAAGCCAAGGAGUCCUGGAGGCUCUGAGGUUGCAUCUGAGCAGUGAAGACCCAUACAUUGCCUUCUUUCUUCUGAAACUGAGUAUCAUUCAUUACAACCUUGGAGAUAACACCAAGACAUGUGAAGUCUUAGAACAGGCCAUACCCCUGCUAGAGACCGCAUACGGUGAUAAUCAUCUAGUAACGCAACACGCCAAAGAUCUUCAACUCAAGUCUUCCUGAGCAAUGCUUCCCACCCUCCCACCGUCCACAACCAAACAGCCUCUAUACCUCAAGUACCAAAGAUAUAUUCCAACAGCUCAUGCUGCAAGAGCGACACUCUUAUCAGCAUCUCGAAGUUUGUACGAUCUCCUUUUUGCCAAAUGAAUGUUUAUGUUUAUAAAUUGAUUGCCUUAACAAGUGUGUCUGUAUAUAUUCAUAUAUAUAAUAAGGAGUCUGCUUUGGUGAUUUUCUAAACACAAUACUUUCAAAUCUUGGAAUUUGCAGAGUGAAAAUAUCUAGAUUCCCAAUCUAAGGUGCCAGUGAGACUAAAAAAGAAUACUGUAUAUAUAUAUAUAUACAUAACAAGGUGAAGGAUGAAAACACGAUUCCUUUGAAGUUUCAGAUGUUUGCCGGCGUACUUUAUUACAUUCAAAUUUUUCUAUUUCCCAAAGGAUUCCAAAGCAGACUACUAACUUUAUAUAUAUAUAUGAGUAUAUACACUCCGUAUUUCAGUAGCGAAAUAAUAGAUAAAUGAUGUAAAAAUCAUAAAUCACUUGCAAGAUUAAUAGCCAGUAAAAUAUUAAUUAUUAGCUUUACCUUAUAUAUGUAAUGUAGAUGUAGAUAUUUAUAGACUUAUAUAAUUGAAAAUAGUAUGAAUGAUAUUGAUUAUAAUGAAAUCAAUUGAUAAAACUUAUUGUAUUGACGGUGAAUAUGAUGAUUGUUUUUACACAUUUCCAAUACACAGAUCAGAUCACUAAUGAAAUGCAAUCAUACUGAUGUCAAUUAUGAUCAUGCUUGUAUGAAUUUCACAAAUAACUUUCUAUAUAUGUACAAUUCAAGCAAUUCAUUCUACACAUAGAAAUUUUCAGCAUCUCAUUGUGGAGUACAUUUUAGCACUUUUCAUUUCAAGCACAAUGUUGUGUGUGUGUGUGUGUUAAUUUGAUCUAUUCUCAGGUGAAGGCCAUACAUGUAUGUCAGUAUGAUAUAAGAACCCAUUUUGCAUUGAAUGUCAAACUCAUAUACAUAUAGCACAUCAUGUAUUCAUGUAUACUACGAUUGGUGGUUAAUACACUGUAAAUGCCAUUAACAGUUUAUGCUAUUCUCAAUUCAGUUUU
This is a messenger RNA of Strongylocentrotus purpuratus (purple sea urchin), 2540 nucleotides long. Its product is annotated as N-lysine methyltransferase SMYD2. The transcript has 12 exons. NCBI's taxonomy places the organism in Eukaryota, Metazoa, Echinodermata, Echinoidea, Camarodonta, Strongylocentrotidae. Gene Ontology annotation, molecular function: protein binding. Bases 7 to 1446 code for a protein of 479 amino acids. The record is from RefSeq and is a predicted model, not a curated record. Gene Ontology annotation, cellular component: nucleus.